AUUCUCUAACGUUGCAAAAUGGCGUCGAAUUCAUAAUACCCUUUCAAUUUCACCAUAUAUUUGUUAAUUUCAGUCGAAUUUUAGGAUUGAUUAAGGUACAUUUAGCAUAUCAUUAAUUGUCAUCAGUGAUUCUAGAUCCUUGCCAAAUUUCACGUCCGUAGCUGCAUCUGACACUGAGAAAAAGAAGGUUGAUUUUAUUGAAACAAGCUUAAGAUGAAGCAUCCUGUUUAGUUCGAAAUUCGUAAAGGACUUGAUAAUGACAUCAAUGAGAUGAGAUGGUUUUCAGAUCUGCAUGUACUCAUAGUUGAUUGAUGACUAUGAUUUGGUAAUAAACAACAUGGCAGAUAGAUAUGGAUCCAGCAUUGGUGGCCUGUUGCCAUCACGGGCGAUAUAUCCGGCAUCCAGUUUCAGAUUUGGUCCAUACCUCAUCCUCCUGGUUGUGUCUAAAUUUAUGAGAGCCUUUGGAUUCUUCCUCAGUUAUGAUAUUCUGAAAGUUGUCCAUGUCGUCCAGUUUCUCUGUAUUGUCAAACUCGGGUCUGCGGUUGUGUUGGUGUUGCUACAGAGGCCUUUUUCCAGUGGACCAAAAAUUACAAAACACCAGUGGCUUCGAAUAAGUCGACAUGCUGUGUUUGGAUGUAUAAUCAACCUGUUGUGGUUCUUUGGGCUCACCCUUUGUGGUCCCCUGAGAACCAUAUUGUUGUUUGAACACAGCGAGUUGGUCAUGAUAGCCGGAGCGAGCGCACUCUUCACGAGUGCGGGAGGUGGCCCAGCAAAGCUGCGUGGUGCAGUGUUCUUUCUGAUUGCGGUUGUGAGCCUGCUGCUUUUUGACAAUGAUGAUAUCGCAGCCAAUAUGGAGGAUAAACAGCAUCACUUGACUGAAGCAAACCACCAACACAGUAGUAUCAUUACCCACACUUUCUACCAUAUCACCUCAUGGAUAGGACUCUCUGAUCAUAAGGGUGGUGUGUUCCUGUUGUUCAUAACCCUAUGUAUGAACACAGUCUACACGAAUGUCUCCAAGAAGUUGUCCAUUGCUGUUGGAGGUGCCAAGCGUCUCCAUGCCAUUUCAACUCUGAUGUCCUUUUUCCUGCUCCUACCAUGGGCAUUGUUUAUAUACUUCACGAAAGUUGUGGAAAAAGAAGUCUCCUCCAUGUCACUGGUUUUGCCCUUCCUUGUUGCGACACUCGUCAUAUUUGUGUUGGACUAUUACAUCGAAGCGGUGGCAACAAAUCGACUAGAAGCUGUCAAUGUGGCCAAGUAUGGCUCGAUUAGUAUAUUUGUCUCCGGGCUGAUUCUGAGUUUAUUCUGGAGUGAGGCAUACAAAGCUAAAGUGACGAUACAUCAUCAUAUCCAAGAGAUAAUUGCAGAAGAACAUGCCUUGUCUGGUGGCGUCAUUUUCAGCAUCAUCCUGAUCAUAUUCGCCACCACCAUCCUCACAAGUCCUAGUCGUGGAUCGAGAGGCAGUUUCAUCGGAUACUCCUCCAGCGGUCAACCUCUCUAUAGCUUCGCUGGAGAUGCCUUGCAACGAACCUCACACUCUGUCAUUGUGAUUGCCAAAAAUGGACUCAAACAGAUACUUGAAAAUUCAGAUUCAAGACAAAUAUUUUACUUUUUGUGCAUUAAUUUGUUGUUUACGUUUGUUGAGCUUGUAUACGGUGUGUGGACGAACAGUCUUGGUCUAAUAUCGGAUGGUUUCCACAUGUUGUUUGACUGUUCUGCAUUAGUGAUGGGUCUUUAUGCUGCUGUGAUGUCGAGGUGGAAAGCUACUAGGAUAUUUUCUUAUGGGUAUGACCGAAUAGAGGUGCUAUCUGGUUUCAUCAAUGGAUUGUUCUUGACUACGAUAGCUUUCUUUGUUUUUACCACUGCCCUUGGUAGAGUAUUUGAUCCACCGGAAAUCAAUACGGAUCGUCUGCUGACCGUUUCUGUCCUGGGUCUUUUAGUUAACCUCAUUGGUAUUUGUGCAUUCCGCCAUGCCCACAGUCACGGGCAUGGUCACAGCCACGGUGGAGGACAUGGCCAUAGUCACGCCCCUGCUGGCCAGGGUCAUGGCCAUAGUCACGGAGGUCACGGCCAUAGUCAUGGGAGUCAAGUGCAAGUCGAUCAUCCUCAUCAUAAUACAAAUAUGGAAGGAGUUUUCCUUCAUGUCUUAGCCGAUACACUGGGCAGUGUCGGAGUCAUCAUCUCAUCCAUACUGAUAGAAAAUUUUGGUUGGAAUAUCGCGGAUCCAAUCUGCUCAUUGUUUAUAGCUGUGAUGAUAUUCCUGAGUGUAAUACCCUUGUUGAAAGAAGCUUCCCUCAUCAUGCUGCUCAGAACUCCUAUAGAAUUACAAAAGGAAUUAGGGCAGGGUUUACAAAAGGUAUUAUCCAUCGAAGGUGUGACUUCAUAUAGACAGCAGCAUUUCUGGCAACAUUCCUCCAAAGUUUACUGCGGCAUGCUGCACAUCCAUGUCUCACCGGAUGCUGCCGAACAGAAAAUAAUCAAACAGGUUACUGCCAUUUUUAAAGAAAUUGGAAUCAACAACAUGACAGUUCAGGUGGAAAAGGAGGCGUUUUUCCAACAUAUGUCUGGGCUUGGGAUGCCCAUAGAACGUGUGCAACCAAUUGACAAAACGACAAUGAGAGUGGACUUUGACAGUAUACCUGUGGCAAUCAAAUCUAUAUGAGGAGGAAGGUUCUAUAUUCACCAUUGUUUCUUUCAUGCUGCAUGCCCUUGGUAAAAUACGUUUCAUGUUUUAGUCAAAGAGGCCCGAGUGCUCCCUGCCUAAUGUGUUGACUGCAAAAGAUUGCUCCUUCAUUGUGAUGUUGUAAUUCUUUUUUUUAUUGUGACUUAGAGGAUUCGUUUCUAGAAUUGUUCCAAUUUUGAGGUUUCAGGGCUAAGACUACAGUGCAAUGUACUGACAUGUAAAAUUUGUUCUGCCUUUUUGAAAAUAUUGGUGCUGUUAGGUUUUGAUAGCAUUUUGUUUUUAAUGUCGGUGAUGGAGGCCUAUGUGUACAUGUAUGUCUAGGAAACCUGUGCAAAGUUUGCUGUGACAUUUGUAACUUUCAAACAAAUCUGAUGAACAGAGAUCUCAUUAUGAAUAUGAAUAUGUAUAUAUUGGCUCACAAAAGGUCACUGGGAAAGCCAAAUGAUAUUUGUAAAUCUUGUGUACCAUUAGGCCAAAUAUUAUUAUUAUCAACAUGUACAUUGUUUGGUGCGGUUGAAAGAGUUCUUCAUGUUUUUGUCCGUAAAUGUAUUGGUACACGGUGGGUCAAAAAUUGGAGUGGGGCUUUUUUUUACUGCUACUACUAACAUGUAUAAAGAUGGCUAUGUGUGGGACAACAUUAAGACAGUGUGUAGUGAUAAAGUGUGGGACCCUGGUCACUUAUGCAUUUGUAGCAUAUUAAGUUGGUACUACAUUUUGUGAAUCAUGUUAUCAGAAUUUUUUGCCAAUUUGUCAUGUUUUCAUUUCGUUUGUUUGUACAAAUGUAAGAUAAUAAAGUAAUUUUGUAUCAGA
Lineus longissimus is the source of this 3493-nucleotide messenger RNA. Its product is annotated as proton-coupled zinc antiporter SLC30A5-like. Gene Ontology annotation, molecular function: zinc ion transmembrane transporter activity. Gene Ontology annotation, cellular component: membrane; cytoplasmic vesicle; Golgi apparatus. The transcript is spliced from 15 exons. Bases 338 to 2662 code for a protein of 774 amino acids. Gene Ontology annotation, biological process: intracellular zinc ion homeostasis; zinc ion import into Golgi lumen. The record is from RefSeq and is a predicted model, not a curated record. NCBI's taxonomy places the organism in Eukaryota, Metazoa, Nemertea, Pilidiophora, Heteronemertea, Lineidae.